Molecule: messenger RNA, 2309 nt
Organism: Helianthus annuus (common sunflower)
Lineage: Eukaryota; Viridiplantae; Streptophyta; Magnoliopsida; Asterales; Asteraceae
Product: probable WRKY transcription factor 19
Exons: 3
Coding region: 487-2145 (552 amino acids)
Source: RefSeq, a predicted model, not a curated record
UAUACACGUAGUACAAAUCUUAUUUCGCCCGUCUCUUAGCUGUGCAUCAAAGCCCUAAAUACAUCUCUGCUCAAAUCCACCAGAUUUCGAGGGGUUGUUAAUUCAUGUUUUGAUUGAAGAAGAAGAAGAAGAACGAAAGAGACAUUUUUUUUUGGAUGAGCAUUUCAAGUGGCUGCACCGGAGCAUUCUUGCAGAACUUCUGUUAGCAGCUAUAGUUGAUUAAUAUAGUUUCAGAUUAACACAUAAACAAAUGGAUCGACGUGAUACUUCAGGUUUUGUCAGUGGGGGUGCUAUGUAUUCGGCGUACGUUGACAGCUGACUGACCCUAGCAUAUCGUAGCUCUCAGAAAUACCUAACAUCCUAGAUCUUUAGCGUAGAAAGACCUUUUAUUUUGUAGAUAUUUUUUAUAUCCCGGAAGUUAGUUCAACCGUUCUUUUGCUAAUAAGGUUCGAUCAAAUCAAAAUAAGAGACUUGCGGAUAACUUGAAUGGAUUCCGGGUUGCACAAUACGGGUUUUACCACCGAUACCACAUUACGAUUGGAUUUUCCGGGUUUGUACAAUAGUUCAAUUCCCGCAUCAGUAGGUAUCAAACGGAAAUGGGGUUCGGUAAACGGGUCAAUGGAUGCACAAACCGGGUUUCUUUUUAGCCUCUGGCCAGGCCACUCUCCAAGCUCAUCCGAUAGCAAGGCGAGUUCGGCCACCGGGUGCAGCAACAUGUCUUCCGCUAAAGAAACCGAUGAAGAGUCAUCAAUGGAUCUCGAGUUGGACUUCAGUCUCAAUCUUGGCGGUGAGAAGACGCCUUUUAAAAAGAAAACGUCUGCCUGUAAACAACCGUCAAUCGUUGAUCUGGAAUUAAGUCUAUUUUCCAUGCCUGAUGAGUCUGACGUCACGACGGUUCCCCCUAGCCCGCCAACUGUCUGUUCUGACUUCAAUAUGACCGGCGGGUCAAUAUCGAUACCAACAAGUUCAGUCACAUGUUCAUCUGGGAUCACCGAGGCGCAUCAGCAGCAGAGAACCAGUAGUACGAAGACAUGCCAGUUUGUCGGGUGUGGAAAAGGAGCAAGAGGUGCUUCGGGUCUUUGCAUAGCGCAUGGUGGCGGUCGGAGAUGUCAAAAGCCCGGAUGCCAUAAAGGAGCCGAGGGCCGAACCGCUUACUGUAAAGCGCAUGGUGGUGGUCGAAGAUGCGAGUUCUUAGGGUGCACCAAGAGCUCAGAAGGACGGACCGAUUACUGUAUAGCUCACGGUGGUGGACGAAGGUGCAGUCACGACGGUUGCACGCGUGCCGCUAGAGGGAAAUCCGGGUUGUGCAUACGCCACGGCGGCGGUAAGCGAUGCCAGAAGGAGAAUUGCACGAAGAGCGCCGAAGGGCUUUCCGGUUUUUGCAUAUCUCAUGGCGGUGGCCGCCGGUGUCAGUUUCCGGCAUGCACGAAGGGUGCUCAGGGCAGCACCAUGUUCUGCAAGGCACAUGGUGGCGGGAAACGGUGUACGUUCGCAGGGUGUACCAAAGGUGCGGAAGGAAGUACGCCGUUUUGCAAAGGUCACGGUGGUGGAAAACGUUGUGCGUUUGAAGGCGGUGGUGUUUGCCCGACAAGCGUUCAUGGUGGAACCCUAUUCUGUGUGGCGCAUGGUGGCGGCAAGAGAUGUGUGGUCCCCGAUUGCACAAGAAGUGCGAGGGGGCGCACCGACUGUUGUGUCCGCCAUGGUGGCGGUAAGAGAUGCCAGUUUGGCGGGUGUGGGAAAAGCGCACAGGGUAGCACGGACUUCUGCAAGGCCCAUGGUGGUGGAAAAAGAUGCUCAUGGGGACGAGCUGGUUCGGAAUACGGUGUUAAUGACGGCGUUUGUAAUGCAUUUGCCAGGGGGAAAACCGGUUUAUGCGUCUCUCAUGGGGCUUUGGUUCAGGAUAAUCGGGUCCAUGGUGGUGCCACCUUGGGAACUCUCGUUCAUGAGACCGCACCCACCCAUCCUCAAAACUUGAAUGAAAUGUUCUCCCCUCCACAGGUGGCACUCGAUGCUACACAACCCGGGUGUGUUGCUUCAAGUUUUAGACCUAACAACAGGAAUCCGGUGGCUGGACCACGGUUGUCGACAGGGGCAGAAGGGAGGGUCCAUGGUGGGAGUUUGAUUCAUUUGCUUGGUGGCUCGUAAAAUUCAUGAAAAGUUUUAUCGCAGUGCGUCAAAAUUUGUUUGGUUUGUUUUCAAAAUUUGUUUAAGCAAAAGAAUGUGUGUGAUUGCUUUGGGCGUACGAAUAAGCGAAUAUCUUUUGUAUAUAUGGCAAUUGCACCUUGUUGUUAGUGAAUACUUUUUUUUUC